GUCACUUUUGAACUUCCCGUUUUUCAGACCCCCUUAUCCAUCAUGGUGCGCAUGUCCGUCCUCGCCGAUUGCCUCAAGACGAUCUACAACGCCGAAAAGCGCGGCAAGCGCCAAGUCCUCGUGCGCCCUUCUUCCAAGGUGAUCGUCAAGUUCUUGCAAACCAUGCAAAAGAACGGGUACAUUGGCGAAUUCGAAAUCAUCGACGACCACCGUGGUGGCAAGAUCGUGAUUGAAUUGCGCGGACGCAUCAACAAGUGCGGCGUGAUCUCGCCCCGCUUCGACGUCAAGCAGUCCGACAUCGAGAAGUGGAUCAACAACUUGUUGCCGUCGCGCCAAUUCGGCCACCUCGUGCUCUCCACCACGUAUGGCAUCAUGGACCACAACGAAGCCCGUCGCAAGGCCACUGGUGGCAAGAUCAUCGGCUUCUUCUAUUAAGUCUGCUGUUUGGGCGGGGAUAACUCUUAACGGAAGCAGCCCCACUCGGGUCGUUCAACAUGACAAGUGCUGGUUAUUUACAUUUGUAGUUAACUACUUCUGCACUAGUUAGUGCAGCAAUGCGCCAAAGUGUAUGGAAUAUAACAUACAUAUAUGUAUAAACGUUAAUAUUGCAA
Aphanomyces astaci is the source of this 611-nucleotide messenger RNA. Its product is annotated as 40S ribosomal protein S15a. Gene Ontology annotation, molecular function: structural constituent of ribosome. NCBI's taxonomy places the organism in Eukaryota, Oomycota, Saprolegniomycetes, Saprolegniales, Verrucalvaceae. Gene Ontology annotation, biological process: translation. The transcript is spliced from 2 exons. Gene Ontology annotation, cellular component: ribosome; cytosolic small ribosomal subunit. Bases 43 to 435 code for a protein of 130 amino acids. The record is from RefSeq and is a predicted model, not a curated record.